Molecule: messenger RNA, 2114 nt
Organism: Octopus bimaculoides (California two-spot octopus)
Lineage: Eukaryota; Metazoa; Mollusca; Cephalopoda; Octopoda; Octopodidae
Product: F-box only protein 4
Biological process (GO): protein polyubiquitination; SCF-dependent proteasomal ubiquitin-dependent protein catabolic process
Cellular component (GO): SCF ubiquitin ligase complex
Molecular function (GO): GTPase activity; GTP binding; protein binding
Source: RefSeq, a predicted model, not a curated record
CCGCCACCACCACCAUGACUGAAGGACUUCUCGACACCUCAAACAUGGAUGCUCUCCUGCAUCUUUACAAAGACCUCAUCAACAGCGACGACCACUUUGUCUCCAUAGGUGGACUGCAAAGGAACCUGCACAAACUGCCGUCGAAUUCGAUGACCCCUUCUCAGCAUCAGGUGACCGGUGGUAUCGGUAACCAUGGCAACAGCACCACGCAGUCACAAUCUCCGCGAGAAUACUCCGCCAUGACAGCUUCAACCAAUGAACUCGUGCUUACGUUUGACAUGCUCCCGCAAGAGAUGAAGUUACAGAUAUUUUCCUACCUUGGUGCCAAGGAUCUUUGCACCUGCGCACAUGUGUCCAAACACUGGCAGUGCCUGACCUCCUUGGAUUUCCUGUGGAACCGUUUGCUCAGGAGGGACGUCAAGACGUGGAACACGAUUAGCUACGACACCAACCCGGACUUGUGUAAAGAAUUCGAGCCACCCUGGACCCAUAAGAAAAUUUACCGACAUUGCUGUCCAGCCUUGCAGAAACCGAAGUCUUCAGGAUGGAAUCUCAAUUCUUUACUCUCGACAUUCUUCCAAAUGACCACCCCCAAGAUCGGAAUCUUUGGACCUGGUCUCGAGUCGAAAACCAGCAAGAUUAUCACUCACAUAUUGUCUGAUCCUACCAAAGUGUUCCAGCAGAACGGCGUCGUUCCAGGUUCAUUUUCUGGUGUUGGUUCUUUUUUCCUGAUGAGCAUCAGUAAUCUAACGUUUAGUUUAACGGUGAUGUAUUCCUGUGCCAAGAAGGACCGGGAGAGGGCGGCACGUCAGGGCCUGCAACAACUCCGGCAUCUGCCUCAGUCUGAACACCUCAAGGCUCUCUGUCGCAGCUUAGAUGCAUUCAUCUUUGUUGUUGAUGCAACGGACAUGCCUUCAAUGCGAUGGGCUGGAACUGAGUUGUUUAACAUGGUUAACGAGAAAAGCUCAUACAGACGGACACCAGUUCUUGUGUUAUGCUGUGUUCCAGAAGAUUCCUCUGAACAAGUGACCACAUCAUCAUCAUCAUCAUCAACAUCAUCGACGCACACAAUGACCUGUUUUGAAGUGGUCAACUCUCUUCAAUUAAUCAAACUUAUCAAACCAUGGCAGGUGUGCAGGUGUGCUAUUGGUAACAUGGACGAAUAUCGCAAAGGAUUUGAGUGGAUUAUCAACAACUGCCAAUAGGUGGCAGGAUUAUCAAUGAUUAUACAAAGAAAACAACCAAUCAGAUUGUUUCUUUUCAAAGUAAUACAAUAUGGCUGUGAUAUUAUUUUGUACUGGAAACUUAAGAAUCUUGUUGUGGUUUUGCUCCAAGUCAGCUCUGACCCAGUAAACUUAUGAUUAAAGAUGAUCCAAUUAUGACCAUUCCAUUUAUUGUUCAGGAGUUUGAAGUCAUUGGGCAACCUCUUGUUGCUGUGAAAUCCCUUGACAAAUGCUCAAAUAUUUGUAUUCAUGAAAAUGGUGCCAAGUCGAAAGCUCUCAGUUUAGGUGUUGGAGAUCUGCAAGGGAGCAUAUGGUCACCCCUUUGGAUGUUUAUAGAAAAAAAUAUCUCACACACGAAUACAUUAGUUUCCUGAUAAUUACAUGAAGCCAGCUUCUAUGAACUCUUCAUGCAAAAUCAGAGACUUGUAUAUUUUGUUGAAUUAAUAUGUAGCAGGAAUAUUUAACAAUCAGAUCACUAUAUCCAUGGUUGUGAUUCGCAAAAACAUUCGACCAAUCAAGACUCCCUGUGGAACCUGUUUCAAAAAUAAAUGUCAUCUUUGGUGUGUACCUCUCUGAGCCUAACUAUCAGUAUGUAUUCAGCGCACCUUAGCUACUACAGGGAGAUGGCGAAAAGACGGUGAACAGCAUCUGACUCAAACCAACAACACAAAAGCAAUAAACAGGCAGCAAAGGUGAGACCUUAAGACAGUAGCACAACCAGCAGCUAACCACAAUGGACAAACAGUGACAGCAACACACAGGGACCAGCUAACAUUUUGACUGCUGCUACAAUCACACCAACCCAAGAAUAAUUAAUUACCUCCAAACUCUACUGAUGUUUUGUUAUGUUUAUGUAAAGAAUAAAUAUUUUGUUAUUCAAAAAUUUCCAAA